This is a messenger RNA of Magnolia sinica, 695 nucleotides long. RefSeq lists its product as uncharacterized. The record is from RefSeq and is a predicted model, not a curated record. Lineage: Eukaryota; Viridiplantae; Streptophyta; Magnoliopsida; Magnoliales; Magnoliaceae. Bases 123 to 638 code for a protein of 171 amino acids. The transcript has a single exon.
CGACCCAUUGUGACCCUACAAUUCCAAGGGCAUUUCUCUGCUAAUAAAGAAGUUUUCAGCUUCUCUGGUGGAUUGCUCUGCAUAAAGAUCAGGUGCUCUCUCUCUCUCUCUCUCUCUGGAAAAUGCUCGCAGCCUGGCCUCCUACGAGGCUGCCCCUCUGCCCAAUGCAGAAAAAAACCCUCCCCCAUCGCGCGUUGGUUGUGGUCUAUGCUAAGAUACGCAGGAGGCGACGCCCUUCGCCCCAAAUCCAAUACGACGAUGACGAAUCGGAGGAGGUAGGCGACCUAGGCCUAACCCUCCUUACGGCUCUGAAAUCCGAGACGCGGCUCGAGGAAGAAUCGCUUCUGGAGGUACGCCGGUCAGAUUCUUCAAGAAGGGAAGAGAAGAAGGCAGGGGCGUCGCUGAAAGGCUCGGAUGUGCUCUUUGCUUUGCAGAAAGCAGCUGUGCAGAAGGCGACUAGCAGAAAGGGAAAGAAGGGGAUGAAGGGAAAGCCGAGUAGGGAAGGAAGGGCCGAGGACAGUGUUGGGGACUACAGCGAUGUACGGCCCUUGCAUAUAAGGAGCGAUUGGGGGGUUCGGUUGGAUGAGAUGGAAACGAUGCUGGAAGAGCUGCUCAAUGAAGAAGAGCGGCUUAGAUGAAUAUGGCGAGGUAGCAGUUUGGCCUGCUAUUUUAUUUUUUUUUUCUUUCUUCUUCUC